AUGCAGCAGCAGCAGCAGCAGCAGGUGGAGCAGCAGCAGCAGCAGCAGGAGGUGGAGCAGCAGCAGGUGGAGCAACAGCAGCAGCAGCAGCAGCAACAGCAGCAGCAGCAGCAGCAACAGCAGCAGCAGCGGCAACACCAGCAGCAGCAGCGGCAAAAGCAGCAACAGCAGCAGCAGCAGCAGCAGCAACAGCAGCAGUAG
Molecule: messenger RNA, 201 nt
Organism: Eimeria mitis
Lineage: Eukaryota; Apicomplexa; Conoidasida; Eucoccidiorida; Eimeriidae
Exons: 1
Coding region: 1-201 (66 amino acids)
Source: RefSeq, a predicted model, not a curated record